AAUCCUCUAUUGUUACUUUUAUCACCUAUCCUAUUAAUCCUUCAGAUAUGACUUCAGAGGAGACUACACAAACUGCAGAAACUCUUAACAUCUCUGAUUAUUACUCCACCAUAGCACCAGCAGGAGAAACGAUUUUAUGCAACAUAACAACCGUCUGUAAUUUUUCAGUGUUCUAUGUGGGCAAGGCUAAACUUCAGGCAAGUGAAGAAAGCAACACGUCACUAAAUGUAGAAAUAAUUAAUAACAUAACCAUGAACAAUCAAGUUACGAAAUUGAUUGCAAUUCCAGCGCCUACCACACAAGAAUUGAGAAUUUCAGAGUUCAACAAGACCUUACAAGCCCUAAGUGAGUCUUCUGUUAUGGAAUGCAGUAUGGAAAACCAGAGUAUACACUGCAAUUUCAUAAUGAAGCUGGCUGAGAGAGCGAAUAUAAGCAGUUUAACAGAAAAAGCAGAAAUAAGCCCACUUGAAAAAUGCUGCUGUUCAUCACUGAAAUACUGUUCCUUGACUGCUGAAGAAUUACAAAUGUAUACCAUACAAGUGCCACCUCAUUCUAUAUGGGUUCCUUUCUCUCAUUCUCCUUCUCUCCCUAAAAAGACUUCCCCCAAAUCUAAAACUUUUAUUUCCCCCACAUUGCUUUCUACCAAAAAAAGCCCCACAGUUAGACCACUGAUCCCACCAGUCACAGAAAUCUCUUUUUCUGGAACUCCCUCCGCAUCUUCUGCUACAGAUUCUCUCUCUGAAACUUCUGCCACACUGACUACUGAAACUCCUCUGUCUCCUACCGUUGUUACCACUACGCUUUCCUCUUCUGAGUCUCUUGCUCAACCUACCAUGCCAACUUUUCCUUCCAUAGCUUCGAAUAAAUUCGUCACUGCUUCCACACCUGAAACAAAAUCUGUCACUAAUGCUGCUUUCUCAAUUAAAUCUGAUGCCGCACAUCUUAGCAAGCCUAUUACAGUAAUUUCUCCUUCUGUAAGUUUCACUAAACAUUCUGCAGUUUCCUCUUCAGAGCUUCCCUCCAAACCCCCAGUAGCAAUCCCCCCCUUUGUGACUACCACCGAAUCUGUUGCACAGAUUCAUCCGGCUACCGAUUCAGCCCAAUCUAUUUCUGGUAACAAAAGUGUUACUCCAGCACCUAUUCUUCCCCUUACUCCUUUCACAAUAACUUUGAUGCCUACUGUCAGUCCUGUCAACCAUUCUGUCUCGGCUUCUCAUCCUCGUUCUACUCCUGAUGGCCACGGUAGCCUGCCUAGAAAGAUACUGUCAGCUACGACACACACAACUUCUGCGUAUACCACCAUUAACGCCACCACAGCGGAGCAGAUCGUGUCCAAAAUAGAAAAUGAUUUAGCAGCUGGAAAAGUAGAGCCGAAAGACGUAGAAAGGAUGGUUAGCGAGGUUAGCAAAGUCCUGACUGCUUCUCAACCAUUACCACCCCGAAUUUCUAACAGAAUUAUAAAACUGGUGGAUUAUAUUGGCUUAAAACUGAACUUCUCAGCAACUUCUGCUGAUUUUGCCUCCCCUUCCUUGGCUCUGGCAGUUGUCAAAACCAAUGGCAUGCGCUCCGACCAAAUGUCUUUUGCUGUCCAGGACUCGGCGGAUCUGCAGAUCUCUCUAGGCAUUAAUGCAAUUCAUGAUUUAAACAGUCUCGGCUCAAUUAUGCUUCCUUCAUCACUGCUGACAAAUUUACCCCCUGAAGAGUUGGACUUGGCUUCUAGAAUUAUAUUCAACUUCUUUAAAAAGACCACUGUGUUCCAGGAUCUGUCCUUGAAGAAUGCAUCUUUAAUCAGCAAUGUUAUAUCAUCCAGUGUCGCUAACCUCACAGUUAGCAACUUAAAGGCAAAUGUCACUGUCACUUUACAGAAUAUCAAACCUAAUCAGGAUAAUGCAACAGUCAGAUGUGUUUUUUGGGACUUCAAUAAAAAUGGUGGACAUGGAGGCUGGUCUCAGGAGGGUUGCACAGUUAAAGAAAGUAGGGUGAAUGAAACAGUCUGUUCAUGCAACCACCUUACGAGCUUUGCUGUUUUGAUGAACUUGUAUGGAAAUACUCCUCUGAAUCCCACACAAGAAUUGGUGCUGACUUUUAUAUCCUACAUAGGCUGUGGCCUCUCGGCAAUUUUUCUUUCUAUUACCCUUGUGACCUACAUAGCCUUUGAGAAAAUCCGGAGAGACUACCCCUCCAAAAUCCUUAUUCAGCUGUGUGCUGCAUUGCUUCUACUCAACUUAGUUUUCCUCCUUGACUCCUGGAUCGCGCUGUAUGAUACACGAGGCCUAUGCAUUGCAGUUGCAGUAUUCCUUCACUAUUUCCUCUUGGUUUCCUUCACCUGGAUGGGCCUAGAAGCUUUCCACAUGUACCUGGCCCUUGUGAAAGUCUUUAAUACCUAUGUACGGAAAUACAUCCUUAAAUUUUGUGUUGUUGGUUGGGGGUUACCAGCAGUAGUUGUGUCCAUUGUGUUGGCAGUAUCACCAGAUAAUUACGGACUUAUAACCACUGGAAAAGUUUCCAUCAACAGACCAGAUGAAUUCUGCUGGAUUAAAAAUAGAAUUGUCUUCUACGUUACUGCUGUGGGAUACUUCUGCCUGAUAUUCCUGAUCAAUAUCAGCAUGUUCAUUGUUGUGCUGAUCCAGCUCUGUCGUAUCAAAAAGAAAAAACAACUUGGUGCUCAAAGAAAAACCAGUAUUCAAGACCUUAGGAGUGUUGCUGGCCUCACAUUCUUGCUGGGAAUUACUUGGGGGUUUGCUUUCUUCACAGUAAAUGAGGUAUUUACUUACCUCUUUACCAUUUUCAACACUUUGCAAGGGUUCUUCAUUUUUAUCUUCUACUGUGUAACGAAGGAGAAUGUCCGUAAACAGUGGAGAAGAUAUCUCUGUUGUGGGAAGUUCAGGCUGGCUGAGAACUCUG
Messenger RNA from Eurypyga helias (sunbittern), 2904 nucleotides. Its product is annotated as G-protein coupled receptor 64-like. The annotation marks the transcript as partial. NCBI's taxonomy places the organism in Eukaryota, Metazoa, Chordata, Aves, Eurypygiformes, Eurypygidae. Gene Ontology annotation, molecular function: G protein-coupled receptor activity. Gene Ontology annotation, cellular component: membrane. The transcript is spliced from 22 exons. The record is from RefSeq and is a predicted model, not a curated record. Gene Ontology annotation, biological process: cell surface receptor signaling pathway; adenylate cyclase-activating G protein-coupled receptor signaling pathway.